CGGGUACCUCUAGGGGCCGUUUCAGUUUCUUAUUCUACUUGAGUCACCUUCCCUGCCUGUGCCUGUCUGUCACUUAUUUAGCGACCUUGCUCUUCAUCGAGGCUCAGCCAACGACGUUACAAUUCUACCUAACUCGCAAUGCCAAGGGACACAAAGCAGUUUGAGAACAAGAAAGCGCAAAAUGAAGGCAAUUCUCCAGCGCGUGCUCUCAGCCUCUGUCACGGUCGACAACCAAUUGGUUUCCGCUAUCGGCCAAGGCAUUCUCGUUUUGGCGGCUGUUGCCCCCGGCGACACGGUAAAGGAGGCUGAGGCUCUGGCAUCCAAAGUACUCAAGUUGAAACUGUGGGAUGAUGAAUCAGGAGGACGGUGGAAAAAAAGUGUCCAAGACAUCGGCGGCGAGGUAUUGUGUGUCUCUCAGUUCACCUUGCUUGCUUCUACCAAGAAGGGCAGCAAGCCCGACUUCCACGGAGCCCUAGGCCCAGAUGAGGCAAAGACCUUGUAUGACCUGUUCUACAAGAAGGUCCAGGAAGGCUAUGCUGCCGAAAAGGUCAAGAACGGUGUUUUCCAGGCUAUGAUGCAGGUUGCCUUGGUCAAUGAUGGACCGGUCACCCUCGAGGUAUCGGCCACGCCGGCAGCGCAGCAACAGCAGCAGCAGCAGAAGAAGAAGGAAGACCGAAAGCUUAAUCAGAAGCAGCAAAAGCAACCACAGCAACCACAGCGAAGGGCCAUGGAAGACGGCCAAGCGGCGGCAGACAAGGUGUCUGGCUCGACAGAUCAAGUCUAGGUGGGCGAGUG
Molecule: messenger RNA, 795 nt
Organism: Neurospora tetraspora
Lineage: Eukaryota; Fungi; Ascomycota; Sordariomycetes; Sordariales; Sordariaceae
Product: D-Tyr tRNAtyr deacylase-like domain-containing protein
Exons: 5
Coding region: 182-784 (200 amino acids)
Biological process (GO): tRNA metabolic process
Cellular component (GO): cytoplasm
Molecular function (GO): D-tyrosyl-tRNA(Tyr) deacylase activity
Source: RefSeq, a predicted model, not a curated record